CAGUUGUUAGAUUGUUGUCCUUUAAACCAUAUAUUAAUCAAAUAAUUGAAUUAGGUGCUUAUUGACACAUCAAUUUAGAACAGUAUUAGACCGAUGUCUAUUCAUUAUCCACUAACUGAGUAUAUUUAAUGAAUAUGUAGUCCUAAUUAAUCAUGUAUCCACUAAUUAUGUCUUAAUUACAAAAAAAUUUGAUUAAUCAAUGUUCUCUUAAAGAUUAAGAGAGCCAAAACAAAGCAAUUUCAAUGGCUUCUUCAGCAGCAGCCAUCGUCUUCUCCGAUUCUCCGUUUCGUUCUUCACCAUUAAUCCAUACGCAUCAUGUUUCUCGUUAUGCUCCUAGAUCCGUCUCCGUCUCCGUCGUCUCUCCCUCCCGUCGAGCUUCCCGCCGCGGUCUCGCCGUGAAAUCGGCGCUAAUCGAUCCUGACGGAGGAAAACUAAUGAACCUCGUAGUCGAAGAAUCACGGCGGCGCGUGAUGAAACGCGAGGCGGAGACGGUUCCUAUAAGGAUCAAGCUGAAUCGUGUGGAUCUAGAGUGGGUACAUGUGCUAAGCGAAGGCUGGGCAAGUCCUCUCAAAGGUUUCAUGAGACAGUCAGAGUUCCUCCAAACACUUCAUUUUAACUCGUUCCGGCUCGAAGACGGCUCCGUCGUCAACAUGUCGGUUCCGAUCGUCCUCGCUAUCGACGAUGAUCAGAAGUUUCGUAUCGGAGAUUCCAACCGAGUCACGCUCGUUGACUCGGUUGGUAAUCCGAUCGCGAUUCUUACCGAUAUUGAGAUUUACAAGCAUCCGAAAGAAGAACGAAUCGCGAGAACAUGGGGAACUACGGCUCGUGGACUUCCUUAUGCGGAAGAAGCAAUCACCAAAGCUGGAAACUGGUUGAUUGGAGGUGAUUUGCAAGUCCUGGAGCCGAUCAAAUACAAUGAUGGUUUAGACCGGUUUCGUUUAUCUCCAUCUCAGCUGCGGGAGGAGUUUAUAAGGCGCGGUGCGGAUGCGGUUUUCGCUUUCCAGUUAAGGAACCCGGUCCAUAAUGGUCAUGCGCUUCUUAUGACUGAUACUCGUAGAAGACUUCUUGAGAUGGGUUACAAAAACCCUGUCUUGUUGUUGAAUCCACUUGGUGGAUUCACUAAGGCUGAUGAUGUACCUCUCAGCUGGCGUAUGAGGCAACACGAGAAGGUGUUGGAGGAUGGUGUAUUGGAUCCAGAGACCACUGUAGUGUCCAUCUUCCCAUCUCCAAUGCUCUAUGCUGGUCCGACUGAGGUUCAGUGGCAUGCCAAAGCUAGGAUCAACGCGGGAGCUAAUUUCUACAUUGUUGGUCGCGAUCCAGCUGGUAUGGGCCAUCCGACAGAGAAUAGAGAUCUCUAUGAUGCCGAUCACGGCAAGAAAGUGCUUAGCAUGGCCCCAGGACUCGAACGUCUCAACAUUCUUCCCUUCAAGGUCGCUGCAUAUGAUAAAACCCAGGGGAAAAUGGCUUUCUUCGAUCCUUCUAGGUCUCAAGACUUCCUCUUCAUAUCAGGAACCAAGAUGCGUGGCUUGGCGAAGAAGAAAGAGAAUCCACCAGAUGGUUUCAUGUGUCCCUCUGGUUGGAAGGUGUUGGUUGAUUACUAUGACAGUCUCAGCGCAGAGUCUGGUAAUGGAAGGGUUUCAGAAGCUGUCGCUUCUGCUUGAAUGCAAAGGUUCCUUGUCCCACAAGUUUCACAUUUCCUGUUUGUUAAGUAACAAAGCUUCCAAUAAAACCAAUGUAACAUCUAUGUGUUCUUUGCGUCUCUGUUGUCAAACUUGUCAUUGAGUCGCAUCGAUAUGUACCAUAUUUGCUUAUUGUGUUAUGAAUGAAAAACAUCUGUGUGUUGGGUUUAA
Molecule: messenger RNA, 1850 nt
Organism: Arabidopsis lyrata subsp. lyrata
Lineage: Eukaryota; Viridiplantae; Streptophyta; Magnoliopsida; Brassicales; Brassicaceae
Product: ATP sulfurylase 4, chloroplastic
Exons: 5
Coding region: 243-1661 (472 amino acids)
Biological process (GO): sulfate assimilation
Molecular function (GO): sulfate adenylyltransferase (ATP) activity; adenylylsulfate kinase activity
Source: RefSeq, a predicted model, not a curated record